AGGCUCUGGCAACCAGAACCAGUUGGCGUGGGGUGAGGUUUGGCAGGGAAGUGUUGCAACUAUCAUGGAGUGCCCGUUGCCAGAGAUGCCGAUGCCGCAGGCAGAGACAGAAGGUAGACAUAUCUUUAGAUAUGCAGUUUGAUUUUGACUAGGAUAUUCUGAAUACGUCAGUUAUGAAUUCCUUCAUAUGAGUUAUUUUUAUCGUUGAUACGAUACGUUUUCUCUACUCCAGGUAUGUUUCAGCGAAACGAAGGGACUUUUUUGGCAGAGCGGCGAAUGAAGCAAGAUGCAGAGGAUUCGG
Messenger RNA from Amoebophrya sp. A25, 301 nucleotides. Lineage: Eukaryota; Dinophyceae; Syndiniales; Amoebophryaceae. The record is from the annotation of a GenBank genome assembly.